AUGACUGCUGUUUUCUUACAGGACGCUUGCUUGAAACAUCGUUUCAUCCGCUCCCGAGACUCUUCAAAUAUUGUCGAACGUCCUGAGCGGCUGCGAGCCGUCAAACUUGGUGUAUCUGCUGCUAUCGCAUGUCUAGAGGGUUCUAUUCCUGUGGGAAAACAGGUACCCGAGGAUUCUUUAGACAGCGAAAGGGGGUCGCCACUACGCGCUGCUGAUGUUUCUCAAGUUGAAGCUGGGGCUGAAGCAGAUAUACUAGCUGAAGCCAUGGGUCGGAUGAACAUAGCCCCCGCAACAAGUCUCGAAGAGUUUCCCUUGUCCCGGUCACUGCGAAUCCGUGUUUUUAGAAGCUCCGCACAGAUCAACAUACUCAACCACGCAGCUGUGAAAUUUGUUCACGGCGACAUAGAUGGGGACGUCUACUUGGAGAAGUUGAAGGUCUGGGCACGGGACAGCGCUGAAAAGAUUGCUGCGGGACAAUCUGAGAUCCCUGAAGGCCUCUCACAAGGAGAUCUAUACUUGUCCCCAGGCUCUUUGGAUGCCAUGCAAGGGGCUCUUGGCACAGUAUGCGAAGCUGUAGACACUGUUAUACAUUCAGGCCUCCCCAACACGUCGGAAGAACAGUUGCCUCCAGCGCGGAGAGCCUUUGUAGCCAUCCGACCACCAGGUCAUCACUGCGGUGAGGAUACACCAUCAGGAUUCUGCUUCUUGAAUAAUGUUGCCGUUGCCGCCGCGUAUGCUCAUUUGACUCACGGGAUCCAACGGGUCGUCAUUUUCGAUGUCGAUCUACAUCACGGAAACGGAACGCAGUCAAUCGCGUGGCAGAUCAACGAGGAAAGCUACAGAGAAAAGCUCGAGUCUGAAUUUUCAGGACCUGGCACCCCUUCUUCCAAGCCAGGAUUACAAGUCUAUUACGGCUCCGUUCACGAUAUUUUGUCCUACCCCUGCGAGGAUGGGAAGAUAGAAUUGGUGCAAGCCGCUUCCGUCUCCAUCCAUGGCCCUCACGGUCAGUACAUCGAAAAUGUGCAUUUGGAACCAUACGAAUCGGAGGAACAAUUCUGGAGAUCCCUCUACGAAGGAGCUUACAGCCGAUUGCUCAAGAAGGCCCAGCAAUUUCUCGAAAGCACUGGCGGCAAGUCAGACGAAACCAUGGUAUUUAUCAGUUGUGGCUUCGAUGCUUCCGAGCAUGAGUAUGCAUCCAUGUCUCGACACGCGCGAAAGGUUCCUACAUCAUUUUUUCACCGCUUCACGCAAGAUGCGUGCAGUUUCGCCAACAAAUGGGCAUAUGGCAGGCUUGUCAGUGUUCUCGAAGGCGGUUAUAGUGACAAGGCACUGUCGAGUGGAACGAUGGCGCAUAUUCUUGGGUUGGUAGAUGGCGGAUAUGGCGACGCGGUGUCCAAGACGGAGGAACGACAACCGUGGUGGAGCAAGGAUAAUGUCAAUUUGCUGGAGAAAUUAUCAAAGAAACGUCGUGGCCCGAAGACAUCCAUCUCGACGGCAGAUCCCGACACAAUAGCGUUCCUUGAUCGUACAACUGCCCUCUUAUCCCUGUUCGAUCCCGCGAGCAAUUACCUGUCGUCCGUCAAGGAUACCCCCGUGCCCCCUUCUUCUAUGUCGUUACGGAGUCGAAGAAAGGCGGACUCGUCGUCUUCAGCUGCGAUUCGAGCAGAACAUCAAACCUUCACAAAAUCGGAUGCAAGGAAGACUGGCACGAAAGACGAGUCUUUGAGCUCGAGCGCAUCUAUGUCCACAACGUCUGAAUCUGACAUGUCACCACCAGUUAUGGCGAAGAAGUUGCCCAAGGUGAUCUUAAAGGUUGGACCGCCACCGAAGAGAUCUAUUUGA
Heterobasidion irregulare TC 32-1 is the source of this 1842-nucleotide messenger RNA. RefSeq lists its product as uncharacterized. The transcript has 7 exons. The record is from RefSeq and is a predicted model, not a curated record. NCBI's taxonomy places the organism in Eukaryota, Fungi, Basidiomycota, Agaricomycetes, Russulales, Bondarzewiaceae. The coding region runs from base 1 to 1842 and encodes 613 amino acids. Gene Ontology annotation, cellular component: nucleus. Gene Ontology annotation, molecular function: histone deacetylase activity.